Prorocentrum cordatum is the source of this 190-nucleotide messenger RNA. The record is from the annotation of a GenBank genome assembly. Lineage: Eukaryota; Dinophyceae; Prorocentrales; Prorocentraceae.
GUCCGCGACGUCCUCGGGCGCCCCGGCCCCAUCGCGCACGAGCCUUGGCACGGGCAGCGGGUCGACGAUGGCCGGCGGCGCGAGCGACGGCCCAGGGCACAGGUGCAGGGGCGAGGCUACCAGCAGCAGCGGCAGCGAGAGGAGGGGCCCUGCGCGGCGGCUGCCCCAGAGCCGCCGCCGACCUGUGGAG